AAAAAAAAAACUUGUAACUGGUAACAAAAAUGUCACAACACAAUGCUAAACAGUAAAGAACAUAGAAUUAUUAAAAUACAUUAUUUACAUACAGUAUACAUCAAGUAAAGUAACAGAUAGACUCAUUUAUAUCGACUGUUUGAGGAUAUUCUCACAGACGUAGAGGAGUUUUGAAUGUAUUACAAAGGCUAAACCAUUAAAUUUUACGGACAAAGUUCUUAAAAUGGGAGACAAUUAUCAAAACAAAAUAAUGGCGCCAGUUAUGAUGGACUAUGAGUUUAAAAUGAAAACCCAAAACGAACGUUCUAAAGUUGAGGACUUGUUUGAUUUCGAAGGAUGUAAAGUGGGUCGAGGAACUUAUGGUCAUGUUUACAAGGCAAGGCGUAAAGAUGGUUCUGAUACAAAAGAUUAUGCUUUGAAGCAAAUAGAGGGGACAGGGCUUUCAAUGUCUGCAUGUAGGGAAAUAGCUCUACUCCGGGAACUGAAACAUUCAAAUGUUAUCAACUUAAUAAGAGUAUUUCUAUCACACACUGAUCGUAAGGUGUGGUUAUUAUUUGAUUAUGCAGAGCAUGACCUAUGGCAUAUUAUUAAAUUUCAUAGAGCUGCAAAGGCUAGCAAAAAGUCAGUUAUGGUACCAAAAGGUAUGGUCAAGAGUUUGCUCUAUCAAAUAUUGGAUGGUAUUCACUACUUACAUUCUAAUUGGGUUCUGCAUAGGGAUUUGAAACCAGCUAACAUAUUAGUAAUGGGCGAAGGACCAGAGAGAGGAAGAGUCAAAAUAGCAGAUAUGGGUUUUGCUCGACUUUUCAAUGCUCCACUAAAGCCUUUAGCAGAUCUAGACCCUGUUGUAGUUACCUUUUGGUAUAGAGCUCCAGAACUCCUGCUCGGUGCUAGGCAUUACACAAAAGCUAUUGACAUUUGGGCUAUAGGCUGUAUAUUUGCUGAACUCUUGACAUCAGAACCAAUUUUCCACUGCCGCCAAGAAGACAUUAAAACUAGUAAUCCCUACCAUCAUGAUCAGCUAGACAGGAUAUUUAAUGUAAUGGGAUUCCCACAAGAAAAAGAUUGGGAAGAUAUUAGAAAAAUGCCAGAACAUGCCACCCUAGUUAAGGAUUUCAAAAGAUCAAAUUAUCAAAAUUGUUCGCUGAGCAAAUACAUGGACCGCCACAAAAUAAAACCGGAUAGUAAAGCGUUUAGUUUACUUCAAAGACUAUUAUUGAUGGACCCUAAUAGAAGAAUAACAUCCGAACAAGCUAUGCAAGAUCCCUACUUCUCCGAAGACCCUUUGCCUACUCAGGAUGUGUUCGCUGGUUGCCAAAUACCGUAUCCGAAGCGUGAGUUUUUGACGGACGAUGACCAAGAUGACAAGGGUGAUUCAAAAGCAAGGCAGAAUCAGCAACAACAGCAGCAGCAACAACAACCUAAUACUCAGCAGAACCAAGUGCAGGCAAACAGCCAUGACCAUGCAGCCAACAAUGCAAAAAGAAUGAGAAUGUCUGGUCAGAACCAAGGCAACAAUCCUCAAGGCGGUCAACAGGAGUUCCAUCAACAACAACAAAUGAUGUUCGGUGGCCAGCAACAAGGCGCGGGAUCUCAACAACAACAGAACUUUCAGCAGCGAUUUUAAUUGAACAACAUACAGUUCUUACUUAUCUUAUUGGAUCGCCAUGAUAUGUCGUAAUAAAAUGCCAUACAUAUAUUAUUGAAGUGAAACUUCUUUAUCGAGGUUUGAGAGAAAUCUUAUAGCAAUGUCGUCACGAUUUUCGGUUACGCGCCAUAUUGUUUUUUCUAUCAAAGUUCAGUAUGGUGUCGUAAAGAAUAAUACAUUAGUUUGAAAGUGAUAAAAUAAAAAGACUUGUUUGUAUGCAUAUCUAUACUAAUAAAAUAACUGUAGUUACAUACGGACAUUUUUUUCUUAAGCCUUAUCUAUGCAAUUUCUGUGAAGUUGUAAAUAGUAGAAAAAUGAUAUUUCAUGAAGAUGUUUCAUUUCUUACCAUAGAUAAUACACUAUAUACUAGAUAUAUGUGCAACUCAUGUUUUUAUUUUGUAAAAUCAGUGUAUCCAGGCCAAGAGAUGGCGCUGCGUUAUUUUUACGCUCUUAGCGUACCGUCGCUAGAUGGCGCUAGUUAUGUUUACAGUUUUUACUUUUUACUAUUGUUGUAGACCGUAUUGAAUGCAUAUUGAUGUUUGUUUUGUGUGGGUGGAAAUUAUUAUUCGUUUAAGUUCAGCAGUCACCUUUAUAUAAGGAGAGCCAUUCAAUGAUUACAACACGAUAGUCAAGUCUUUAAUAAGUAAGUUAAGUGAGUUUUUUGCUAUCACUAGCUCUAUCUAUCCAUCUAUCAUGUAUGUUAAAUUAUCGCCAUCGUGGUGAAGUUGCAGCGUACCUAAUUAAAUAGGUGGCAGCACUUUUAAUGCAAAUUUUUUGCAUGUGCCAAUGUAGGGAAGUUGCACCCCCCUACUUCUUACCUGUGCACUCUGUACACACACAUAUUUAUUUUAACAUCAUGUCGCAUAUGGAGCGCUUCCAUAUAAUAUGUAGGUUCAUAAAAAUCUUUAACGCGUGUCACUUUCGUCGUUGGGGUAUUUCUCAAGGAUCGUUCUCCCCAACAACUUACAACCAAGCUUGAAUUAACUGUCUUGCGCUGUUUCCAGAACGAUAGGAAAGGGUUUUUUUAACGCUUUUAUGAUUCCUCUGGUGUUGCAGAGAGCAUGUACGCCGGUGAUCAGGUGGCAUAGAUGUGCUUUAGUCAUCGUAUAAAAACUUCUAGUCGAUACAAUAUCGUGUUGAAAUUUUGAAUAAGACGUAGGUAGAGGCGAAGGGACUUUUGGUUAUACACUAAAUACAAGUAUAUUGCUACAUAAGCUGACAAAUGGAAAGUUUCCAAAAGAUGCAUCAAAAAAGUGCGAUUAUUUUAUUGGUUGGAUAAGUGUGAAUUGUAGAUUCUCGCCUCUACUAAGUACUGUAAAAAGUCAUAUUGUAAUAAAUGUUUUAUUUUUAUUAAAAUAUUGUUUGGGGUUAAAUUGCAUCCAAUGGUUUGGCAGUAAUGAAUGGCCACCCCAUGGCUGCCCUGCUUAUAAUUAUCUAUAUAUAUGUAUGUAAUUAAUUUUAGGUCAACUUAAAUACAAAAAACUGAUUAUAUUUUGUUCUUACAUCACAAUAUUUCUUUUCUAACCUUAGGCACCGACAAGACGUUUUUCACUUCCUUUUACUCGACGAGAUGGUUCUUGUAUUCGACUUUGCAUAUUCACUACCAUUUUCGUAGGUUGGUUCCUGUCCUGGCUAUAAAGCUAUUGUCAAGCAGACAGCGAACCGAAAGCUUGGCAGAGCGAUUUCAUUUUGUUAUGUAUAUAGUAUCGUCAAAGAAUAUAUAAUAGUACAUCUACGGAAGUCUCGCUCCGCAAAAUAAAUUAAAGAAAUAGAGACUUACGGUCAAAUUAUAAGGUUUAAUACAGAUCGCACAGCGCUACUAACUAACUACAUUCUUAUUAACCUGGUAGUAGUUGCCUCUCUUUCUAUCGCGUAUCAUUUAAAUCUUCUGACGACAUUAGGGUUGACUUCUUUAUCUAAAACAGUACCUACCUAGAAUAAGGUCAUCUUAUAAAAAUAGCUCAGUUUUUUCUGUAAUAUAAAUAGACCGUAUGUAAUGGUAACUUUAAAUCGUUAUUAUUUCGUUUUCAACCUUCCUAUAUUCGUUGAAGAUAGUUAUGUAUGCGAUGGAACACCACAACGUAGUCAAAGUUACUUAGUAUAUAUAUAGCUAAGCUAAUAGGUUGUCCUCACUUAACACCUCGUGCGAUCUGUACGCUUGUCUGUCCUCCUUUUCCAUAAAAAAGAUGCCCAGUAUAAGUAAGCUGUUCGUGCUAUGUAACUUAUUGUUAUAAUUUGCUGACGACAUAACACUCUUAUCACGGAAUGACAUUUUCGUUCCUAUUUCAGGUUGUAAAAAUAAAUAUCGGGGAAUGCCUACUAAUAUUAUAAAUGUGAAUGCAAGUUUUUUUGCUACUCUUACACGCCUAAACCGACGAACCAAUUUUGAUUAAAUUUAGUACAGGGACCUAAAAUAAAUGGAGGGGUUGAAAUAGGGGAUGUAUGGAAAUUCGUCAUUAUCGAAGAUAAAACGACGAAACUUUGUGUUUAUGCACUUGAUAAGAAAUAAUUUAUAAAUAUUUGUUCGAGCAUUUUUGAAACUUUGACUUACAUGGGGAUGAAAUAGGAGAUUAAUACUAUUAUAGAGACUGUCCACAAUGACAAGGGCCUAUCUCUUGUCAUUGUGAACGGUAUCGAAGCAGCGGAAAGAGCAGUAUGUAUGUGUAUCCUAAAAAUAAAAAUAAAUGCUCAAAGUUACUUUUCAAAGCGGACGAAGUCGCGAGUAAAAGCUAGUAGUAAAUAAUGAAAAAAAAACGAAAUAUCAGGAAGGAACCCCUAUUAUCAAGCAAAUUUCAAUCUCAUUCGAUUACAGAAUUUCCAAAGCUUGUGCAAUAUUUAUUAUUGUAUUUUACUGAAACUUUGUUAAGUUACUUUAGAGCUGGUUAUAAGCGAACAUAAAUUUGUAUUAUUUUUGGUAAAUUGGUAAUUAUAUGAAUAAUGGAAGAUAAAACAAACAAUAAAGUUAAAAUUAUUA
This is a messenger RNA of Leptidea sinapis, 4619 nucleotides long. It is a transcript of the gene Cdk8, whose product is annotated as cyclin-dependent kinase 8. Gene Ontology annotation, molecular function: cyclin-dependent protein serine/threonine kinase activity; ATP binding; RNA polymerase II CTD heptapeptide repeat kinase activity. NCBI's taxonomy places the organism in Eukaryota, Metazoa, Arthropoda, Insecta, Lepidoptera, Pieridae. The record is from RefSeq and is a predicted model, not a curated record. The transcript is spliced from 9 exons. Gene Ontology annotation, cellular component: nucleus; mediator complex. Bases 224 to 1624 code for a protein of 466 amino acids. Gene Ontology annotation, biological process: protein phosphorylation.